CUUUUCGAACAUUACAAAAUACUUGUUCGACAGCUCGAUACUUAAUAGAUAAAUAUAAUGUAGCACCAUUACAUGCUGUUAUUUGGGGAUUAUUACGUAAUUACACAAUGUGUAUUACAAAUUUAGAGGAAAAAACAAAAAUUAUAAAAAUAUUUAACGAACAUCUGCAUUUACCAUUUUUUAUGAAAAAUAAAUUUAACUUUGUUAAACAAAUUAUUCAUGGUUCUAAAAGUCAACUUGAUCUUGAAAUUGAUGAAUUAACUGACAUAGUUAGUGAAGCUGAAACGUUAAUUUGUGAUGCAAUGUGUGUUCUUGUUAUUAAAUUAGUAGAACUUCAAAUAUCUACUAAUGAUGUUGGAGAUUUUAUUCUUGGAUUUAUAAAUAAGGUUUUAUUAAAUCAACGACCAUACUUAAAGAAUGAACUCGAUAAACUCUGCAAAUUAAUACAGUCUACCUCGGGUCCAUUAUCAAAUGAAGCGAAAAUAGAAAUUUUAAGUGUUAAAACACGUGAAUUACUGUAUGGUGAAAUAACAGACAAGAGAAUUGAAAUGUUAUCAAUACAAAUUGAACGUUGUGGAAAUAAAUUAUAUAUUAAAUUACAUAAGUUCAUUCAAGAUCUUGCAAUUUUUGAUUUAGAAAAACAAGCUAAAGUAUUAAAAAGAAUUAUAAAUAUAUUUCAAAUUUUUGGAAACUUAUUUGAGAAUAUUAAAUUUCAACGGUCGGAGGUUUUUUAUACAAAAGAGCUUUGGUAUAAAACACAAAUAUUAAUUCGUAAAAUAAAUUCAUGCAAUGUUGUUUUACCUUCGAUUCAGACGAUUAGCCGAAGUUCUCUUCUUCAAUUUUAUGACCUUUUACAACAAUUAUUUGAUACACUGGAACAACGAAGUGGUGGAUUUGCAAUUCAGCAUGCAUUAAAAAAGCCACUUAUUACAAUAGUUACUAAUUUAGAAAACAUUUUAUCAAAAAUUAGAGGUUUGUAUAAUAAAUUUAGACAAUCAGACAAUACAGAUAUGUAUCAAUUAAUUCAGCAAACUCUCAAUCAAUUUUUAAUCGUUGCUGGUUGGUGUGCGGUGAUGUGGAAAACUACUGUUAUCACAUUGAAACAACAGACAAAUGUUUAUUGUGUUGAUGCAAGAAAAAAUUUAUUGUCCAUUGCACAAUUUCGAGUAUGGGAUAUUAAAUUAGCAAUGUGGAAAUGUUUACCAGAAGCUAUAGAAAAGCUUGAAAUAGCAGCAGCUGCUAUUGCAUCAGAUGAUAGAAUUCGUUAUGAUGAAUGUACAAAGUCAAUCCGAUCGAUACGAAAUGUUUUACAAACAGAGUCAUUGAAGAAUAUUCAACGACAGUCAAUGAUAAAACAGAUCGAAACACAUGGAAAAUGUUGUGAUUGGUUACAACGAUUAAUUUAUGAUUCAUCUGCAGGACAUUUCAUUUCACUUGAAUACGCUUUGAAUGAAAACUUCAAUGUAUUUUUGGAAAAUUUUGAAGCAAACGAAAUUGAUAGCCCAUUUUCGCUAAUAUGGAUUGGACUCUUUUUUACUUCGAUAGCUAAAAGUGUACCUAGUAGAGUUUAUGUACGUAUGAUAAAUUCUAAUUUAGAAACUCUUCAAGAAAGAAAUGAUCAACAAUUUAUAGAUUGUGUAUUAGAAAAAGAUGAUGGACUUGAUCUUACAUUUUGCAUUGAUACAGAAUCAAUUGAGUCAAGAAUUAUAUUAAGCAUUACACAAUUUAACAAAUCAAAGAAAGAAGCCAAUCAAGCUGUUUUGUUAUGUAAUGUUGAUGAUUCAUUUUCGUUGCUGAAUAUUCUUAGUGCACCAUUUAAAGCAGUGGGUGCUUCAAUUUCACAAAAUCAAUUUGAACCACCAAUUUUAAGUCAAGAUUUACUCUUAGAACAAUCUAAAGAAGGUUUGAAAGAAAAAAUUUCACUUAUGUUAACCACAAUUGCAUCUUUUGAUUGGAAUUCGCAUACAUUUAACGUUCAGACAAUCACUUCACAACAAACUCAUCAAUGUCAGAAAGAAAUGGAAAUAUUAUUUGCAGAUUUAUUGAAUAAACUUUCUUCUUCUGCAGUGAAAUAUUCGAAUUCAAAAAAUAAUGGGCUGAUAGUUCAUGAGUUGCUACAUACAUUAAAUAACACUAUUAAUAGUUUAUAUAAGACUCAACGAGGGGAAUUGAAUAAUAAUGCAUUGAAAACUAUUUCAGCCGAAAUAGACAACAAAGCAAAAAUGUUUAAACAAAUCUCAUCAAUUAGAUCAGAAAUAAUCAAUGAAAUAACUGAACGUUGGAAAACAUCACUCCUCGAUCGUAAAUUAUUAAAACGAGUUUUACAAUUACCAAUGGAAGUUAGUAAUACCAUUCCAUUUGUCUCUAAAGAAAUUCAAAAUAUUGCCCAGAGUCAAAAAGUUGAAAUAGAUAAGAAAUUAGAAACACAAAUACAAUUGAUAGAUUCAAUAAAUCAUUUAGUAACCGUUUUUGUUAAUAAAGCAUAUUUAAUUGCAAUGAAUAAUGAUUCUAUCGAUAAACAACAUAGUCAAUCACAAGUCGAAUUCUUAUCAAAAGUUGUUGAAGCUAUAUGUCAUAAUUGGUGUAUCGAAUUACAAAUAACAAAUGAAGAUAAUCUUCAACUUUAUAUUAAUGAAGCAGGAGAAUUGGAUGAAUCUUCAUUUUAUAAAAUGUACGAUAUCAUCGAUCAAGUUAAAAGCAUUCUGAAAAUUGACGAUAGCACAAUUAAUUAUACUAAUAUACAUACAGCAAUUAACGUUGCUAUUGAAAUUUGUCAAAAUGAUUCGAAAAAAGCUGAUAAAAGUGAUCCAAGUAUUCGUAACGACCGACAACAAUCUACGCUAGAUGCAUUCAAAAAUUCACUUUUAAACAAAUUGUGUGAAGCAAAAAAAUUGUUAGAAAAAAUUCUAGUAGAAGCUCGUCAAAUACGACCAUAUCCAAUCUUGAUGAUUGAACUAGCUCUACAAAAGCUAGCAAAUAUUGAACAUUGGAUCGAUAUUUUGAAAAAUAGAAAGGAUUUAUUGAAAACAGAUGAAGAACAAAUUUCUAUAUUAAUAAAUGCUGUAAGUUUGACAGAAGAAAAAAUUAAAAAUCUUAAAUCUCAUAGCAAAAGUAAAUUAGCACAACUUUAUAAAAUCGUACAACGAGUAAAUGAUUACGCCCAGGAUAUGAAUCUUUGUCAAAUAAUCGAAAAAUUGCAUUUAUCAGAUAAAGCUAAUAAUGUUGAUGAAUCAACAAUUAAGAAACUAGAAACUUCUCGUCAAGAACUGCGAGGACUAUUUGACUUAUCAGACGAAAUCAAAAUAUUGGAAAAAACUGAUUAUUUGACACAACUAAUCGAUGAAUCAUAUGCAGAUUGGGGAUGGUGGCAGUUAUUAAAUAUGUCUGUAUUGUGGUUGCAUUCUAAAACACCUGAAAAUCUUGAACAAUCUCAAAGUAAAAAAUUAUACGCAGUGGCAGCUACUUUAAAUGAUAAAGUGGCUAUGGAAUUUUAUCAAAGAAAUCUAAUCUCUGAACAACGUACUACAUUUAAUGCAAAUGAAAUUAACAAGCUAUUUGAAAUUAUUGUACAUGAGCAUUCAAACCAUGUCAUUCAACUUGGAAGUCAAUUAAGAAAAAAAUUUAAUGAAAACCUAAUUACUACUACUUGGAAUGAUAUAAACACUGCUUGUCAGCCAAUUGCGAAAAAAGAUAUAGAAAAGGAAUUGAAUUUUGUCAAUUUAUUUCGUUUUGUUGAAAUUCUUCAUAAUCGCAAACGUGAUUUAGACAACAUUACGAGUAGUUUUCCUUGGCAUGCAUCACAUAUAUUACAACCGAGACUUUUACGUUGUUCAGAUUUGAUGACUUGGCUAUGUCCAGAAUAUUUAAAUGCUAUUUCAGGAAUUGUUAUGAACGAAAUCAAUGCAGAAUUGUUUAUUCAAGAUUUAGAAACAUCAAAGCCGAGCUUAACUUUUGAACAAAGAUCAGAUCUUUAUGAGCCUCGUUUUAAUGAACCAACUAGUAAAUGGCAAAGCAAUGCGUAUAUAAUUCGCAAAACUAUAGAAAAUCCAACUUCAACAAAUUUUAUAAUUUCUUCUAAUCAAGUAAAAUUGAUAGCUGAUUUUUUAUUGAAUUUGUUAAUAGAAACAAUUACAAUCUCAAAUGAUAGUGGAACAAAAAAAACACCAUUUUUAUCUUUACAACAUAAUAUACCUUUGGAGAUAAUUCUUGGGCUUUCUAUGGCCAAUAUUGUAAUCUAUUUCUAUGAAAAUACUGUGCAUAUGGAACAGGAAAAAACAUGUGUGCGACUACCUAAAGAAACUUUACAUGAAGCAAAUCUCAAACUAUGGGAAGAAUUAAAGAAAACUGAAGAUGAAGAAAAAGGAAUUCAGACAACAAUACACUCUUUAGAUCUUGAUAUAAAAGAGACAAGAGUUAAGAUACGGAUUGAUCAAGAUCUUAAAGCUGCGGGUGCAUCAGGUCUUGAGGAAGGUCCUGAAGAGUUCAAAGACAGUAUCCUUACAACUAAGAAUUUAGACCAAAUGAUUAGUGAAAAAUUACAACAAAUUUCUAAUUUAUAUUCUAAAGUAGAAAAUAUUUUACAAAAAUUAGAAAAUAAUGAUCCAUUACGAAUAUUUAUUGAUUGGACGCUAGCAUCUAUACUAGAAGGAUUAAUAUGUAGUACUACAAACAUAAAAGUGUACGAUAAAUGGCAAACAAAUUUUAAAAAUGAUCAAUCGUAUAAAACUGCACAGACAUGUCGUCGAAUUAAGAAAUUUUUAAGAGAAACAAUUGAAAAUGCAAUAACGACUGAUUUUAAUGUUUCAAUUGUAUCAGAACUUCUAGAGAAAUCAAUUGAAAUGUAUAAAAUAUGGGACACUGAAAUAGUUAAUAUUUCACACUCAACAUGUGACAAUCAUAUUUUAGAACGAUUUGUACAUAUGAUUCAACGUUUUAUAUUGCAAUGCGUAGUUUGUCUAACAACUCUAGCAAAAUUUUAUGGAAUAACGUUAAAAGAUGAACAAGAAAAAAUAUCUGAUUAUACAAAACAAAUUUUAUUGUCAACUAAUAGAAGUCAAUAUAAGUGGAUUGAUUCUGGUAAAGAGUCAGAUCUAUUAGCAGCUAUCGAUGGUUUACGUCAUCAACUUCCACAAGUGCAAGCUGCUUUAUCAAGUGUAUUUAUAUCAACAACAACUGGAAGUCUAUUAUCACCACUCUUACUUAAGAGUGAUUUGGAUCAAUGUCUCUUCGAUAUUGGUGAUACAGUUUUACCAUCUGCAUAUUUAUUGAAAAAUUUUAGUGAAAAGUGUUUACUUUCAUUUGUGGGACAUGAUAUUUCACAAAUCAGUAAAGUUUAUUCAAAAGAUAUUGUCGUUCUGAUUCAUAAAAUGAUUGAAACUACGAGUAAAAUUGCCAAGAUUGAAAUGAGUAUAUCGAAAGUAGAUGCAGCGGUCAAUGUCAUUCAACAUAUCGAUAUUUUAUUACAAUUCAUUCAAACUGGAAAAGAGCUAGAAUUAGUUGGUCGUAACGCUCGUCCCGAAUUACCAUGGAAUGUUUUAAAUAGAGCGUCUGACAUUGUUGGUCGUGAAAUAUUGAAAUCAGCGACUGUAGCAACUGCGAAAACGUUUUCGGCAAACAUUUCUAAAGUAAUUGCAUCUUCGAAAAUAAUUGCUUCAUAUGUACACAGAAAUGAAAAUACACCAGGUCAACAGAUUUCCGAAAGAGACACCAAUGGAUCGUGUAAAUUACGUUAUGCUUCAUUACGCCUAUGUGAUAUUGCUAGAAGGUCUGACUAUUUAAAGCAAUUACUCUGUCGAGAAAAUGAGUUGUCCGACUUAAGAUCAGAAUCUAAUUUACAGGAUCAGUUUGAAAAGUUACAUGAAGCAGCUGUUAUACUUGAUAAAACUGUUAAAACAACAGGAUGUCUACUCGUUGAUCUAAUGGAUUGUUUUAUUGAACGUGAAUCAUUACGUUGCAUUACCAACAAUUUUAAUAAUUUUGUCGAAAAAGUCACCAUAGCUAUGACAACAGAACUUCAGAAUGAAGAAAAAGCUAAAGAAUUGGUGUUAGAUACUAUAAAAUUGGCAAGAGAUUUUGAAUCAGAAAGUAUAAUGAAUGAAAUUAAGAAAUCACAAUGGAUAAAGAUGGAAAAAUACUUAGAAGAUGUGAAAAAGACAUGCACACAAAUCGAAGAAUUCCAUAAUCAAGCACAACAAUGGGAACAAACAUGCAAAGACGAGCUAAAUAAAAUAAUAAAAUGCCGUGAUAAAGCUCGAAAAUGAACUAUUCGCGGAACAACAUCCAAUGAUCUAAAGCAAGCACAACAACAGAUACAUACUAAUUUUGCGUUUAUGAAAGCAUAUAAUAACGAUAGAAUAGUCGAAAAUCGAAUUCAAAUACAAUUCUUAAAACGUGCAGCAGAAAAAAUUUUCAAGCGUAAACAUGAAUUAGUAAUGCGUUUAAAGAAAUGUUGCAGCUAUUUAACUGUAUGUCAGCCACAAACUUUUGACAUUUUACCUGCCAUCAACAAUAUAGAUAGUGAUGCAUUUGAAACGAUUGCAUUUGUUCAUAGAAAGAAUAAUUCUUGGCAUAUGGAACCAAAAGAACUUUCUGCUGAUUUCGGCACACGAUUCAUAUCAAUUAGACGAAAUAAACGAUUAAUGAUAAAUUUUCUUAUAAUUAAUGCUGAUAGUAUACCGAUUUCUAUAAAGUGUACUGGAGAGACAAAGGAAAAUUUGUCAUUUAUACCACCAUCUUUUGAUGUUCUACCUGGAGAUUCCAGAUUUUUUUCUGCUAUUUUCACCAUAUCAGCACAAGAAUGUAGAUUGAUGACAACUGGAAUAAUUGCUGUCAAAGCGCGUGCUGGUAAUGAUCAACAUAAGCCGAUAGGCAAUCUAAAAGUAACAGGUAUUGUCGUGUAUUCAAAAGUUGAAUUAUCAGAAAAAACAAUUGAAUUUGGCGACUUAGUUUGUGGAAGUGGUAUUCACAAUAAAAUUUUGACGAUAAAAAACAAUGGUAGUCUGCAAACUAGGGUACGUCUUGGUGUUAAAUGUUUAAGAGAAUGUUUAUCUGGAUUAGAAGUUUCACCGACAGAAUUCAUAGUUGCUUCAAAAUCAACAAGUAGAGUCAGCAUUAUUUUGCGUUGUGCAGAUCAAAUGGAUGAAUUGCAAGCAGAAUUAAUCGCAGUUUCCGAUGGCGCUGAUCCGCAAAAACUACCGAUAACAGCCAGUAUUCAAGAGCCAGAAUUCAGAAUUCAUUUACCAUUUUCAAACGAUCAUUUGGAAAUAGGAGAUGAAAUAAAUCUUGAUGUUCCAUUAAAUGAAGCUCGACUUGUUACAUUUAUAAUUAAAAAUUUGAGCAAUAUGGAUUUACAUGCUAUUACAUAUAUUCCAAAGGAAAAAAAAUAUUGGAUGAAUAUUAUCGAGGAUAUUAUUACCAUAAAAAAGAAGGGACAAGCAGAAAUUCAUCUGUGGAUUUAUGGAAGAAAGAAGACAAGUUCGAAGAGUUUCUUAAAACUAUUAAUUGGUUCGAAAGAAACAAAACUGAAGAUUUGUAUAAUAUGUGGUAAAACAGAUAUAAUAGCAAGUCUAAAACCAGACGUUAUUUCUUUAAAUGCUGAUUUCUAUUGGCUUGAAAAAGAACAACUUCUCGAAAAUAAUCGAUUGUUACCUAUUAAUUCGACGUUAGAAAUUCAAAAUAAAGGACUAACAACAUGUAUGACACAAGUUAAAUUAAUAGAAUCAUCAAGUGCUUUUAAAAUGAUCGAACAAAAUAAUUCUUCAGUAAAUAAUAAUGAUAAAACAGUUGAUAUUCAACUUUCACCAAAUAUGAAAAAGUCAUUGUCCAUUUCAUCUGAUUUGCAUCGUUUUGAGAAUGGUAAAAUCAAAUGUAAUAUACAAAAUCAAGAUGGAACAACGAAGACUAUUGAAUGUGAUAUAAAUAUCAAACAAGGUCGAUUAUUUUGUAAAAACUAUUGGAAAGAUUUUGGAGAGAUGGCAUUUAAUCAACAAUAUGUUUUCGAAACGGAACUUACAGCAAAAGGUGAUCCGGUACAUUUACUUGUCAAUUAUUUUCCUACAUCACAUUCUGCAUUAAAAAGUGUUUCUGUCAUGAUCAAUGAAAAAUCCAUUAAACCUGCGACAGAUAUAUACAUGCAUAGAACAUUAGAUGAAUUUAUCGCAUAUAACAAAAAUCAGGAGAUUAUUAUUCAGUCUGAAUCUAGUGUUACCCUAAAGGUUAUUAUUAAAUUAAAAGAUUUUGUUCAAACAUCAAACGAAGCAUCUAGAUUUUUACAGGAAAUACAAGUAAUUUCUCUGCGAGAAAUAUUUCUUGGUCUUGAUCAGAUGGUUUAUAAAUAUCGUCCAUUCUGUUUUUUGAUAUCAGGUACAAUAGGUACAUCUCAAUCAAAUAUCACGUAUUCUGAUGUUGUGUUCAAAACUUUGAACGAACUAUUUACUAGUAUAGCAUUGAUCUCUUGGGACACAUUAGCAUGUGUAUUAGAUACAUAUCGAAGCUCAACAAAGACCAAUGAGAAGACAAAAGCUUUACUCGAGAUUAACCACAUACUUCAAAACUCAUUUCACAACAAACCAAUACUAACUGAAUCGAAUGUAGGCGAACUUAUCGAUGAAAUACGAAAAUCUAUUUCAGGUAUAAAAUUAGCGCAUUAUUUCAUUCAAAAGGUCAUUUACACAUGGAAUAUUCAUCCGGUUAUAACACUACCAUUAUCACAAGAUACGAUCGAAGAUUCACUCGGUUUAGCAGCUGCAUGUUUAUCAACUCAGCUAAUUAAAUCAGAUCAACAAGAAUGUCAAUUCAUUGAUAUAUUGUCCUUACUUCGUGUUACGACAAAGUUUAAUCAAUCUUCAGAACUAUCAUUUAAUCAAAUGAUAACAAUACUUAAUGCUACUUUAAGACCAUCAUCAAAAUUAUUUGAAAUAUUUUCGAAUUUUUUGAGUUACGGUUUUAAAAUUCUUACUGCUUCAGUAGACAAGGAGUUAGACUAUAUUGUACAGGAAUGGCCAUGGAAUACAAAUAUCUUGAAACAAACAGCAAUUUCAACUUCCAGGGCAAUAUCAGCAUUAUUUUUUGACCAAGACAAAAAUAAACACGAAAAUGCAGAAAACGCUAUUGAAGAUAAUUUAGCAAGUUUUUUCAACGUAUUCAUACAACAACUAGAACCUGACUUAAGUUUAUUAUGGAAAUCUUGUUUAAAUUUGAAUACAGCAGAUACAAUUUCAAUAUCUGAAUCACUGCAAAUAAUAUGUAAUAUGAUACCAGAAAAUUUUCAAGUGAGACAAGAAGCUUAUCUACUUGCAGAUAUUGCUAAAAUAUUGUUAAACUAUCGUGCACUUCCUGAACAGUCAUUCGAUAAACUCACAAAAUAUUCAAUCGAUCUUCUGGAUUGUCGAACUGAUGAAAUUCGUGCUAUUUGGAAAGAAAAGAAGCCUCGAUGGCAAGAUUGCAUCAUUAAGUUAAUUGAAUAUAUUUUCGAUCCACCAUUUGUUGUAAAAAGUUUACUUACAAAAACUUAUAGAUUGCCAAUGGAUGAAGAAGAACUAGAAAAUGAUAUUCGUCGAGCAGUUGGACAUCAGAUUGAAGACGCAUAUAUAAAAAAUACAGCAAAAGAAUUGUUCAUACUCAAGGAAUCAUUAACAAAUGAAAAUAGUUCAAACAUAAUUAAUACUACGAAUAACUUUAUUAUACAUUGCAGAAAAAUUGGUUUAAUAGCAUCAUCAGAACGAAUCAUUUAUAUAAAUCGAGCAUUAUUAGCAGUAGAAAAAUUGCACAACUAUUCUCAAACAUAUGAUUAUUCAGCGAUUGAUAUUUGGUUUGAAUUAGUUAUCUUAUGUGGAUGUAUAUCAGAUAAAUGGCGUAAAACACCUUUAUGGUAUGCGUCGGAAACAUUAUUUCAAUUCACCAAGAAUCCUUCGAUUGAAAACACUUUAAAUAUUUUUAUUCAAGGUCUUUCUCAUAUAGCACAAGAAAACCAUUGUACUGAAUUUAUUGACCGAUUCCAAUCUAUGGUAUCAUUUUCUCAAAAGAACUACAAAGGUAAACUUGAAACAAUUUUUGCUGCUUUUGGUUGGCCAUCAAAUGAAGUUAUUAAUGCGAGAAACGAAUAUGAUUUCCUACAAUCACUUACAAAAGUAGCAUGUAAAGAUAUUUCUAUAGUAGCAAAAUCAAUACUUUCUUUAUGGCAAAAUUAUAAAACUUUGUCAACUAUAACAUCAAUAAGUGAGCGUUUUCAAUCAGUUUUCUUUACUAUUAUUGAAGUAGCAAUAAAUGAAGGUCAUCAAAUAUGUGAACAAGAUUUGAAACAACUUGUUCAUGCUAUCAGUUUAUAUGUAUAUGAACCAAAUAACCAACUUUUAAAUGCAAUUCGUUCUUCUUCUUUGAUACUUACUGCCGUAAAUCUUCAUCAAAAUUUAUCAAAAAAUCAAGAUACACAUCUUAUACCUAAUCAUGAUAAUCAAAUUUUUCGCAAACCUAGAUUUUUUAGAGAAAGUUCAAUUUCUUUCGAUAGAGAAAAAUUAUCGAAAUACAAACCUUCUUUUUCUUUUCAAAAUGAAAUAUAUGAUAAUCCUAAUCAAUGGUUAAAACAUAUGAUAAAACAUGAUGAAGUACAGUCGAAUGUUAUUGAGUCAAUAUCAACAAUAACGCUUUCAAUGGAUAAAACUGAAAAUAAUAAUCCUGAUUCUGCUGGUUCCAAUAAACGAUAUGAAAAUGCUGAAAAAGAUGCCAAUGAGGUAUCUGAGACUUUAAAACAAAUUGAAACAUAUUUUUCUAAUUUAUCGAUCGAUAGAAAUUUGACAGAAGAGUAUUUACUUGAUAGUCUUAUUCAGUUAUCUGUGAUUGUUUCGAAAUGGUCACGAAGUUUUACAAAUAUUUGUUCUCUUAUUCAAAAUGAUAAGCAAAUUAAUGAUAAAAAUAACAAAUUAGCAUUUCAAAUUAUAAUUGAUGGAAUAAAUUUGUUAAGAUAUUUAUUAGGAUUAGAAACAAACUUGGCUAUAUUUGUUAAUGAUCCAUUAACACAAUUUGUUCAAGAACAAAUAAACAUAUUGAAAACAAAACUUUCAUCAUUACCAAUUCAUAUGUUAUCUGAAGACCUUUCAGUUAUAUUUCAUGAUUUACGUCUAUUUAAACGAAAGACUGAUGACGACGAUGAUACUAAUUUAGACUUAGUUGGAAAUAUAUUCAAAAAGACUGAUAAAACCAAUCUCAAAACUGGUUUUGAUUUUGAUGAUCCAUUUGAACAUUUGAGACAUGGAGAACAAGAGAAAAUAUUCGAAAAGAUUGAAAAC
Messenger RNA from Rotaria sordida, 11282 nucleotides. The record is from the annotation of a GenBank genome assembly. Lineage: Eukaryota; Metazoa; Rotifera; Eurotatoria; Philodinida; Philodinidae.